Messenger RNA from Mytilus trossulus (common blue mussel), 2002 nucleotides. RefSeq names its product spermatogenesis-defective protein 39 homolog. Gene Ontology annotation, biological process: intracellular protein transport; vacuolar transport. The transcript is spliced from 20 exons. Gene Ontology annotation, cellular component: cytoplasm. Bases 96 to 1757 code for a protein of 553 amino acids. The record is from RefSeq and is a predicted model, not a curated record. Lineage: Eukaryota; Metazoa; Mollusca; Bivalvia; Mytilida; Mytilidae.
CUGGUCUCGAAUAGUUGCAUUCUCAUUUCCUCUACUCGCCCUUCCAUUACUGAUGUAAACAAAAACCAGUAAAAUCAGAAGAUUCAACUCGUACUAUGUCGUCUUUAAGGAAGAGUUCUGUAGAAGAUGAAUACUGGGAUACAUCUAGGGCAUCUGCAAAGAAAAAUAAAGCAUUUAACCUGUUUGAUGAUACAGUGUCUGUAGAGACAGCAGAUGAUUUACGGAAGUCCAAGAGGCUACUACGAUCAUUUGAUGAUGACGAUGAUGAGUCAACUGAUACCAUUAACUGGGAUGGGACACCUUCGGCUGAAACAGCCUCAAGAACACCACAACCAACCACUGUUUCUCCUUCCCCAAUGCAUCAGCCAAUCAAAUCAUCCCUUUCACAUGACAAAACAAGAGAGAGGCUACAACCAAUUCAGCAGAUGACACAUACAAGAUCCCAAAGUUUUACCAUCGACGCACAAGAUCAAAGCACUAAAAUUGAAAGUGCAGGAAAUGUGUCAUUUCAGCCAGAUUCUGGGUCGAUGUUGUACAGCAAAUCACAGGAGAAACUAUCUACCAGUUUGUCUAACACAUCUUUGAAUAAUCAAUCAAUUCAUGAUGUUGUUAUAUCCAACCAACCUAAAACUCCACAAACAAAUGAUCCAAAGAAAUUAGUGGAACAGAUUCAAUUUUUACAACGACAAUUAGAAAGAGCCAAGGCCAGUGGAGGCAGCAAGAUUCCUGUUGAUGAGACAGUACAGAGAAUUAUAAAUGGAGAGCAAUACAGUCUAGAGAUGUACAAGUCAAAGAACGACAAAUUUGCACUUUUAGAUCAAGCUAUAAAACUUCAUGAUGGGAAUGCUAUUACAGCAAUCAUCCUUUUUAUAAAGAAAACAAUAAAGCCCUCCAUAUUUAAUCUAGAGUUACAGAGAAGGCCAGUAGCAGCUAAUCAUUUGAUCAGUUAUAUGAAAGCUCAUUUUGACUUGAAAGAAUUAGAAGAUCUACUUGGGAUGUUAGGGAGGAAUGAAGAAGCAGCAAUGUUGAAGUAUAAGCAAGCAGUUUCUAUAAGUGAUGCAGGUGCUAAACUAAAAUCAUUGGAUAUGUGUUUAAGAGCACACUUCUCAGCUAAUCCACAGCUAUCAUCUGAAACACCAUUGUUACAGGAACACAUAGCAUUAUUAGAAAGACAAAGACCAAUAGAGGAUUCUGAUAGGAAAGCAGAAUUAAGUGGAACAGUAAUGAUGUUUAAGCAAUAUCCACGUAAAGCUUCUAUACUUAACAUGUCAGCUGUUACCACACUUUACUAUUGUUGUUUUUAUCAUUCCUCAGAAGGGGAGAAUCAUUUGGCAUGUCCAGAAGCAAUUAGAAAACAACACCAGUUGACAGAUAAACAAUUUGUAUGGACGGCUUUAUCUGCCAGAGCUAGGUUAAAACAGUGGAAUAGUGUAGACGAAUUACUUACAACUAAGGGUUGGUUUGGUGGUACUAAAGCACGAGCUGUGAUUGGUUUUGACCGGGUGUGUCAGAUACUCAACCAGUGUAAUCCUCCAUUAGAGGUUCUUACAAAAUAUUUGAAGUUGAUUGAUAAUACAGAGAAAAGAUUAGAACUGGCUAAAAAAUUUAAAUGUCAUAAUGUCGUUAUUGAGACACUAGCAUCCAUGAAAGAUCGUGCACAAUUAGAGUUUUAUGGAAGAAAAUUACAGCCAGGAACAAUAGAGGCAAGAAGUGCUGCUGCAGCUCUUAAUAAUUCUAGUAUAAAAUGGAAGAAUUGAUGGCAUGAAAAGUGAUAUUGACUGUGAUAUAUUGUGCAAUAAAGAUUAUUUUAUGUAAACUUACAUUCCAAGAGACUUCAUUCAUGUGAAGACCAUAAGAUAAAAACAAUGAUUAAAAUGACAUUUUAUUAGAAUACUGUAAACAAAUGAAUUUUGUAAAUCUUACCUUACCUGUUUACUGUAAAUGUUAACCUUCAUAAAAAUCCUGGCGAUAUUAUUAUGAAGUAAAGCUGUCAAAAAUUUUA